Molecule: messenger RNA, 4398 nt
Organism: Durio zibethinus
Lineage: Eukaryota; Viridiplantae; Streptophyta; Magnoliopsida; Malvales; Malvaceae
Source: RefSeq, a predicted model, not a curated record
CCUUAGGAGACAAUCAUGCUUCUUCUGCAUCAAAGAGACAGCGCCAAACAAAACCCAUUUGUAUCUUCAAUAUGAGCUUGUACAUUUCAGAUUUCAUGCACAAUGUUUUUUCGUAUUAUUGAUUUGAUGUUUGGCUUGCAAUGGGAAUUCAUUAUCACUGUUUUUUUCCUUUUUUUUUUUUUUCUCAAUAUUCAGCAUUUGGAUUGUUCCUAUCACACUUUUUUUUCCAAGUAGAGACUUUGUUUAACGUAUAAUACCCUUUCCUUUUAUAACAGUAAUAUAAUAAAUAAAAUCGAAGAGUUUUUUCCGCCAUUACAGAGAAAAAGAAACAGUAGAGAAGCAGCGCUAGUUGUUAGAACAAGGUGAAAGUUCUCAUGAUUUGCAUAUCUAACUUUUCCUUUCUUUUUCCCUCUCUCUUCAUUCACUCAAUUCACAAUUCUCUCUUCUUUCCUCUCUUUUUCCCUCCUCUUUCCCAACCCUAAUUAUACCCUUUUAUCUUCUUGACCUGCCCAAAUUUUCUUCCUUUUCUCCUUUUCUCCUUUUCUUUUUGGUCGGUAUCUUCAAAGCUAACCCUUUCUUGGGUUCUACGUAUUUCCUAGGUUCAGAGGUACCCUUUUAAUCAUUCUAUGUUUUAAUUUUUAAUCUUUUGAACUGUUCCUUUUUUUUUUUUUUGAGUUUUAACUGUUACUGUGCUUUACUUUUUGAUUCAAAUUCUUCUGCUAUGAAAAAAAAAAAAAAAUCUUUGUACUUUUAGAGUUUUGCAUCUUGGUUUUUAUUGCUCUUGCUGGUCUGUUUGUUUUUGAGAGGAGGUAAAGUUGCAUGAUUCGGUAAAGUUUUGCACGUGGUGGUUGGUUGCGUUCAUUAAUCAAAAGCCUUGAUGUGGCCAUGAGAUUUCAGUUGAAACUCAAAGUUAAGAGUUUGUUAUGGAUAAGCUUUCAAUGAAAUUCAAUUCUUGAUAUAAAGGCAGUUGUUGUGUGGCUUUAAUGUAUUCUACAGUUUCGGUAGUGUUACGCUUCUUUAAUUUUGAAAAAAAUAAAGAACUUUGAUAGUACUUAUGGCAUAAUUUGUUUGAUGAAGUGUAGUCGUUUCGUUAGUUGUUUUUGGUUGCAGAAGGGAAUGACUGUUGGAUUAUUCACGUCCCUUCAUGGAAUUGUGCAGGAUCGUGCUACAUCGGUGAUUGUUUUUUUUUUCGUGGCUUCUAUUUCUAUGGAACUUUGUGAUUGUUGUAGAAUUUGAACUGUGUUUUGAAAUUAAAAAAGCGUUGUUUGACUGGCCAUUCAAAUCUGAGAACCAUUAUGAUCCUAGGUAAUCUUGAGGUAUACGUGAGGUUGUCUUGUUGCUCAGUUCUAAUCUAUCUUCGAAAUACAUAUUCAGAAAUGGGUUAUAGAGCAAGUUUGCAUAAGGCGUAGUUCUCUCGUGUAGUCUUUGAGUUGAAUCGCAGAAAAGAUGGAUUCUGUACCUAGUACUUCUGAAAUUGUUGAAUGUACUGAUGAAUUAGAUGCUGAAUUGAAAAUGGCAGAGUAUGCUAAGAAUCACCAAUAUAUGCCAAAAUCAGGAAAUAAGUAUUCCAUAGAGGAUGAUAUUAAUCGUCUAUUUGAAGCAAUCGACAUUAGGACAUCUUCAAGGGUUUCUGGUUUCUCAAGUGAAAUUGGUAGAGAUGCCUUGCGAAAGAGUGCAAUGAAAAGACCAGUUAGAGUUGGUUCUUCUCAAGCUUCAGGGAUUGGAAUUUCUGAACCUGUGAGUUUGAAGCAGGCACUUAGAGGGUUGUGCAUCUCUCAGGCAUCAGAGAUGGCUGCUAUGAAGAAAAGAUUAUCAAAGCCAGCAGGUUCUUCAGGGGUCUCAGAAGCAGGAACCAUUAAAAAGUUGUACAGGGCAGUAGUGGUUGAAGCAAAUGGAUCUGGUAUUCCCCUAAAUAAAGGUAAAGGGAAUUUAGUGGAAAUCUCCCUUGUUCCUGAAAAAAUUAUGUCCAAUUCUUCUGACAAGAUGACUGAAUCUUUGCAAGUGCCAAACAAUGAGGUUCUCAACCAAAAUUCCCGUCCUUUAGAUAAUGCAACAACAGAAAAGGCAAUGAUCACCAGAUUAUCAUCCCCAGAUCAGAUUGUUCCUUUGGUCUUGGAGUCUGAAAGUGAAGUAUCAAAAGCAGAACUUAAAAAACUAAAUUCUAUAGAUUCUUCCUCUAUUAAUCAUGCUGCUGAGGAAGCCCUGGAGAUUGGUUGUUCCUCAAUCCAGGUUUAUGUUGAAAAUCCUGUGCCUCAUAUGGAGCCAAAGGGCAAGUUGCAUGCUGAAUCUUCUCUUUCUGUUUCUGGUGCUGCUGGUAAGGUGAAAUCUGUUUGUGAAACUCCACGUCUGAUCAAGCCAGUCUUUAGGAACAAGAGCUUUAUAAGGAAGAAAGCAAAGCACGAAUCAACUUCUGCUGUAAGCAGUUCCAAUUCCUGUAAUGGUUGUCUCAGCAAUGAUCUUGGUCCUAGUACUAGUUAUUCAGAUAGCCAAACACAGAAGCAUGCUUCAGGCAAUGGAAGAAAGGAAAAUAUGAAAGUUUCUUCAGUUUCCAGCAGUACAAAUCACAGCAUUGAAGUUAACUCAACCAUGGAGGGUUCAAGUUUCAAAUCAACUUUGAGUUCAAACUGUAAUAACAAAUCCAAGGCCCUGUUGACCAAAGCUGAUGACAGAUCAAGAUCAAGGGAAAAGGGAGAGUUUUCCCAGAGCUCGAAAAGUAGCAUUGGGGAGUACAGUUGUAGCACAACUACUAGUGACGAAAGCAAUAUCAGUGGGUCUAGUCGAAGUGGUAGCAGACCUCACAUGUCAAAAGAUUUGAGGUGGGAAGCUAUUCGCUCUAUUCAGAAGCAGCAUGGAAACUUGAGUUUGAGGCACUUCAAGCUCCUCAAGAAGCUUGGUUGUGGGGACAUUGGGACUGUUUAUCUUGCUGAGCUAACUGGUACACACUGCUUAUUUGCUUUGAAAGUGAUGGACAAUGAUUUUUUGUUGAGCCGCAAGAAGAUGCCUAGGGCACAAACAGAAAAGGAGAUAAUGCAAAUGCUGGAUCAUCCUUUUCUUCCCACGCUAUAUGCCUAUUUUGCAACAGAAAAACUUUCUUGUUUGCUUAUGGAGUAUUGUCCAGGUGGAGAUUUGCAUGUGCUACGACAGAAGCAAUCUGGCAGGAGUUUCUCUGAACAAGCCGCAAGGUUUUAUGUUGCUGAAGUCCUCCUUGCAUUGGAGUACCUACACAUGCUUGGUGUUGUAUAUCGAGAUCUAAAACCAGAAAAUAUCCUGGUCAGAGAAGACGGUCACAUCAUGCUCACAGAUUUUGACUUGUCACUCAGAUGCGCUGUUAAUCCAGUGCUGCUUAAAUCCGCUUCACCUGUUGCUGAGCCUGCAGAGAAGAUGUCAAGUCCAUGCUCUGAAUCCAGCUGUAUUGAGCCUCUCUGCCUCAAUCCAUCCUUUCAAGUCCCAUGCUUCACUCCUAGGCUUCUAUCUCUUGCUUCCAAAUCAAGGAGGAUAAAGUCUGAACUAGCUACUCAGAUUAGCCCCAUGCCACAGGUUGUAGUGGAGCCAACCAGUGCGCGGUCAAACUCGUUUGUUGGAACGCAUGAAUACCUUGCUCCAGAAAUCAUCAAGGGUGAGGGUCAUGGGAAUGCUGUUGAUUGGUGGACGUUUGGAAUCUUUCUGUUUGAGCUUUUGUAUGGUAGAACGCCAUUCAAGGGUUCAGGAAAUGAUGAAACGCUAUCCAAUGUGGUGUCACAUAGCCUUAGGUUUCCUACUAGCCCUAUAGUUAGUUUUCAUGCGAGAGAUUUGAUAAGAGGGCUUUUAGUAAAGGAACCUGAGAAUCGGUUAGGAUCAGUGAAAGGAGCUGCGGAGAUCAAACAGCAUCCGUUCUUUGAAGGCCUAAAUUGGGCUCUGAUACGAUGUGCAAUACCACCUGAGAUGCCAAGGUUCUGUGACACUGGUAUCUGUGUGCCAACAGCAGCUUUGCAGAAAAAGGACAGCUCCAAAGGCGAGGAAUUGCAGUGCACAGAAGACCAUAUGGAGUUUGAUAUGUUCUAGCUGCAUCUUAUCUGAUGUGGAAAGGAAAGACAUUUUAGUUUUCUUUUUACCGGUGAGGCUUCUGAUCCUGUUGUAACUGAUAUAUAUUUAUAUAAAGCAUAUAGUGUAAAUGUAAUUCAGAAAAUGGGCGGUAAGUAAGUUAUUACUUUGAUAUAAAUAUACGGUAGAGCCAGUUGAGUCUUCAAAAAGUGCUGUACAGCAGCGUCUUGAUUAUCAUAGCAUUCAUUCGAUCUUUAUCGGCCGCACCACUAUCAUAACCUGACAAGGCUGUGUAGAAGAAUAUCAGUGUAUACAAACAGGUAUUGUUCGUUUUGAUUUUUUUGAAUUUAUAAUUUUAUCUCAUAAAAAAUAUUUCAU